AUGGGUGCCCCCUCGCCCAUGGCCGAGAUGGGCUUCGGGAGGAGGGGUCCGUCGGCCCUGUGGGUCCUCGUGCUGACUGUCGGCCUCGGCCAACUGCUGGGCCUCGGCCAGGACGAGUCCAGGAACCCGGAGCAGCCCCCCGGCUACCACUACAAGGCAGACCCUCAGCCAGUACCCCAAGGGGAUGCCCCCAGAGAGCUCAGCCACCCCCAUAGCACCCAUCCCCCCAAGAUAAAAGCCCUGAACCCCACCCACGGGGGCCAGGUGUGCAGCACAUGGGGGGCCUUCCACUACAAGACGUUCGACGGUGCCAUCUUCCGCUUCCCCGGUCUCUGCAACUACAUCUUGGCCGCCCACUGCCGUGCCCCGUACGAGGACUUCAACAUCCAAAUCCGCCGGGCCCCGGGCUCCAACUCCACCGCCAUCCACCGGGUCGUCCUCAAGCUCGAAGGGACCGUGGUGGAAAUGACCCCCGGCUCCGUCGUGGUCAACAGCAAACUAGUCCAGCUGCCCCACAGCCAGUCCAGGGUCCUGGUGGAGCAGAGCAGUGGGUAUGUGAAAGUCGUAGCCAAGCUGGGCCUUCUCUUCCUGUGGAACCAAGAGGAUGCUCUUCUGCUGGAACUGUACUCCAAAUACGCCAACCAGACCUGUGGACUCUGUGGGGAUUUCAACGGACUCCCGGACUACAAUGAAUUCUUCUCCAACAAUAUCCAACUGAGCCCCUUGGAGUUUGGGAACCUUCAGAAGAUGGACGGACCCCUGGAGCAGUGCCAGGAUCCAGCCCCCUCCUCCUCAACCAACUGCACCGAGAAAUCACCCCCCACCCCCCAGGACCCCUGCAGUCAGAUCCUGAAGGGCUUGCCCUUCUCCGCCUGCCACGGCCUCGUGGACGUCGACGACUACAUCGAAGCCUGCCGGCAGGACACGUGUCUCUGCACCCCAGGCCUCGCCCCCACUCCCACCCCGGCCUGCGCUUGCAGCACCUUCUCUGAGUACUCCAGGCAGUGUGUCCAUGCUGGAGGGCGACCCCGGGCCUGGAGGACCCCCAAACUGUGCCCCAAGAAGUGUCCGCCCACGAUGCGCUACGAGGAGUGCGGGUCUCCUUGCCCCGACUCCUGCUCCAAUCCCGAGCGCAGCCAGCUCUGCGAAGACCACUGCAUGGAUGGAUGCUUCUGCCCCCCAGGCACUGUAUUGGAUGACAUCACUGGGCGGGAGUGUGUCCCAGUGGCACAGUGCCACUGCACCUUCAAUGGCAAGACGUUUGCCCCAGGCUCCCAGUACACGACAGACUGCAGUUCCUGUUCCUGCUCCAGUGGGCGCUGGGACUGCACGUGGCAGCCGUGCCCGGGCAUGUGCUCAGUGGAAGGUGGCUCGCACGUGUCUUCAUUCGACGAGAAGCACUACACCAUCCACGGUGACUGUACCUAUGUCCUGGCCAAGUCCUGCGGGAAAGACGACUUCACCGUCCUGGGGGAAAUACGCAAGUGUGGACUAACAGACAGUGAAACCUGCCUGAGGAGCGUGGGGCUGAUCCUGGCCGGAGGGUUGACCACCAUCGUCAUCACACCGAGCGGGGAGGUGUUUAUCAACGGGGUCUACACCAUGCUGCCCAUCUCCACUGCUAACAUGACUCUGUUCAGACCGACCACCUUCUUCAUCAUCGCCCACUCGGCCCUGGGCCUCCAGGUGGACGUGCAGCUCGUUCCCAUCAUGCAAGUGUUUGUAAGGCUGCAGCCCCAGUUCCGGGACCUGACCUGUGGUCUUUGUGGAAACUUCAACCAGAACCAGGCGGAUGAUUUUAGGGCAGUGAGUGGUGUGGUGGAAGCCACAGCGGCCGCCUUCGCCAACACCUGGAAGACGCGGGCCGACUGCCCCAACGUCCAGAACCUCUUCGAGAACCCGUGUGCCCUCAGCGUGGACAACGAGAAAUUUGCCGAGCACUGGUGUGCUCUCCUCACAGACGCCCACGGCCCCUUCGCCCCCUGUCACUCCGUGGUCAACCCAUCCGUUCACUACUCGAACUGCAUGUUCGACACCUGCACCUGCGAGAGGAGCGAGGAUUGCCUGUGCGCGGCCUGGUCCUCCUACGUGAGGGCCUGUGCUGGACGUGGCAUCCUGCUGCGGGGCUGGAGGGGCCACGGUGUCUGCGGGAAGGCCGUAACGUCAUGCCCCAAGUCCCUCGUGUACCGCUAUCACAUCCGCACGUGCCCACCCACCUGCCGGGCACUGAGCCAGCCGGACGUUACGUGUGCGGUCCCCUUCGUCCCCGUGGAUGGCUGCACCUGCGCCAACGGCACCUACCUGGAUGCUGACGGCCAGUGCGUGCCCGCUGCCAGCUGCCCCUGCUAUCACCACGGGGUGUCCGUGCCCGCCGGCCAGGCCUUCCACCAGAACGGUGCCAUCUGCACGUGUACUCGGGGUAUGCUGAACUGCAUUGGCGGAGAUGCCACCUUGGGCACCACGACAGCCUGCACCGCCCCGCAAGUCUACUUUGACUGUCAAAAUGCCCCGGCGGGGACUCCCGGCGCCGAGUGCCAGAAGAGCUGCUUCACCCUGGACAUGGCCUGCUACAGCACGAGUUGCAUGUCCGGCUGUGUGUGCCCCGGUGGGCUGGUGUCGGAUGGGAAAGGAGGCUGCAUCGCCCCGGAGGCCUGUCCAUGCGUCCACAACGAGGCCAGCUACAGCCCGGGGGAGACCAUCAGGGUGGACUGCAACACCUGCACCUGCAAGGCCCGGCUGUGGGAGUGUACCACCAGAGUCUGCCGGGCCUCCUGCACCGUCUACGGGGACGGUCACUACAUCACCUUCGACGGACACCGCUACAGCUUCAGUGGACACUGUCAGUACACCCUGGUCCAGGACCACUGCGGGAGAAAUGGCAGUGCCCUGGGCGCCUUCCGUGUCAUCACCGAGAAUGUGCCCUGUGGCACCACGGGUCUGACCUGCUCCAAGGCCAUCAAGAUCUUUUUUGGGGGUGCCGAGCUAAGGCUGAGCGAUGGGGCAGUGGAGGUAUCGCGACCGGGGGUCGGCGGUGGGGGCGAGACCCCCUUCAUCAUCCGGCAGCGGGGCCUGUUCUUGAUGCUGGAGGAGGCCGGAAGAGGAGGUGGCCGCGGGGACCGCGGGCUGGUCCUCACCUGGGACCGGAAGACCAGCUUGACUGUGACACUGGGCCCAAGCUACAAGGGCCGGGUGUGCGGGCUGUGCGGCAACUUUGAUGACCACGGGGGCAACGAUCUGACGACACGAAGCGGUUCUGUGGUGGGUGACGUACGGGAGUUCGGCAACAGCUGGAAAUCGUCUCCCUCCUGCCCGGACGCCGUGACUCCCGGAGACCCCUGCGCCGCCAACCCCUACCGCAGGGCCUGGGCCCACCGACGCUGUGCCAUCCUCCACAGUGAUGUCUUUGUCCUCUGCCACCGCCAGGUGGAGCCGUCGAGGUUCUACGAGGCCUGCGUGAGCGACGCGUGCGCCUGCGACAGCGGCGGGGACUGUGAGUGUUUCUGCACCGCCGUGGCCGCCUAUGCCCGGGCCUGCAACCAGGUCGGGGUCUGCGUCUCCUGGAGGACCCCCGACAUCUGCCCCCUGUUCUGUGAUUACUACAACCCCAAGGGUGAGUGUGAGUGGCACUACCAGCCGUGCGGUGCCGCCUGCAUGAAGACCUGCCGUAAUCCCACCGGGAAGUGUCUGGAAGACGCACAAGGCCUGGAAGGCUGCUACCCCACGUGCCCCCCGGAGGCACCCCUCUUCGACGAGGACCAGAUGAAAUGCGUCCAGACCUGCGGCUGCAUAUCCCGGGAGCAGUACUACAAGCCGGGGGCCAGGGUGGACACCGGCAAGAACUGCCACACGUGCACGUGCAGAGAGAACAACCACAUGGAGUGCAAGUAUGACCCCAAGGAGUGUACCUGCACGUUCCAAGGCCGGACCUUCGCCCCGGGAGAGGUCAUCUACCACACCUCGGACGGCACGGGCGGCUGCCUGAUCGCCCGGUGCGGCCGAGACGGAGCCAUCCUCAGGAACGUGUCCGCCUGCCCUGCCACCUCCUCCCCGAUGGCCACCUUCUCCUUCUCCAGCAGCGUGGGAGCCUCUCUGAAGACAAUGGGCACCACCAGUACCGCAACCGGGCCCUCAACUACAUCCGGAACCGUACCAGGAAUUGCAGCCAUAACCUCACCUGGAACGGCACCCGGGACCACAACCGCACUCGGAACCGCAACAGGAGCCGCAUCCACAUCCGAAAACACAAUCACACCUGAGCAUACAUCUGGAAUCACACCCCAGCACCCACCCGGCAUCCCACCUGGGGACACACUUGAACUGACAGCUGGGCACACACCAGGAAUCACGCCUGUGAACACAAUCAGAAUCACACCUGGAAUCGCACCUGGGAACACAACUGGAAUCCCACCUGGGAACAAGCUUGGAAUCAUACCUGGGCAAACACCUGGAAUCACGCCUGUGAACACAAUCAGAAUCACACCUGGAAUCACACCUGGGAACACACCUGGAAUCCCACCUGGGAACACGCUUGGAAUCAUACCUGGGCACACACCUGGAAUCACGCCUGUGAACACAAUCAGAAUCACACCUGGACACACACCCAGAAUCACGCCUGAGAACACACUUCGAACCACACCCGGGCACACAUCUGGAAUCACACCCAGCAACACACUCGGAAUCACACCUGGGAACACACCUGGAAUCAUGUUUGGGAACACAAUCAGAAUCACAACCGGGCACACACCGGGAAUCGCACCUGAGAACACACUUGGAAUCACAUCCAUGCACACACCUGGAAUCACACCUGAGCACACACCUGGAAUCCCAUUCAGUGUCACAUCUGGAAACACCCCAGGAACGACGCUCCGUGUCACAUCUGGAAUCCCACCCAGUGUCACACCUAGAAGCACACUCAGUGUCACACCUGGAAUCACCCCCAGUGCCACACCAGGAACAACUCUCAGCCUCACACCUGGAAUCCAACUCAGUGCCACAGCAGGAGCCACACUUGGCGUCACACCUAGAAACACCCUCAGGGCCACACCUGGAACCAAACUCAGUACACCUGGAAUCACAUUCAGCGUCACACCUAGAAACACACUCAGGGGCACACCCGGAAUGGUCCAGGGAGCCCCACUGGAAACUUUCCCCCUUGACACCCUGAGAAGCAGCCCUCUCCCCAGCCCACCGAGUCCCCCCACACCAGGGGGCUGCACGCGGGACCUUUGCAGCUGGUCCCCAUGGCUGGACGUGAGCCUUCCAGGCCGGGGGAACAGCAGCGGCGAUUUUGAGACAUGGGAGAACAUCCGGGCGGCGGGGCACCGGGUUUGCGAGACCCCCGCGGGGGUCCGGUGCAGGGCGGCAGAUGCCCCCGAAGCCCCGCUGGGCACCCCGGGAAGACAGGUGGAGUGCAGUGUGGCCUCCGGCCUGCUCUGCUUUAACAGAGACCAGGCCUCAGGCGUGUGUGCCAACUACCAGAUCCAGGUGCUGUGCUGCCACCGGGAGCCGUGCCCUUCGCCGAUGACGGGCACGACCGUCCCCACGACGCCUUGCUCCCAUCGCGUCUGUGGAUGGACGGCGUGGCUGGACUCCAGCUACCCCAGGCCCGGGCGAGGCGGAGGUGACUUUGAGACACUGGAGAACCUGAGGGCCGGCGGACACCCUGUGUGUGCCACCCCGGAGGGCGUGGAGUGCCGGGCCCGGGCCUUGCCCGACGUCCCGCUGGAGGACCUUGGCCAGCGGGUGCUGUGUCACCCGACCGUUGGGCUGCUGUGCCACAAUGAUGACCAGGUGCCCCCCGUCUGCUACAACUAUGAGGUCCGGCUCCGCUGCUGCCAGGAGGUGGAGGGCUGCCCACCAGAGACCCCGGCAUCCACCGGCCAUCGCCUCCCUCCGACGGGCGAACCGGGCCCGGCCUGCGAGCCCACCUGCUCCUGGACUCAGUGGUUCGACGUGGACUUCCCGUCGCCUGGCCCCGGUGGUGGGGACAUCGAGACCUAUGCCCACAUCGCAGCCAGAGGGGGACGUCUCUGCCCCCCAGCAGGCCGCAUCUCCCGCCUCCAGUGCCGGGCACGGGACCACCCGGACCUCGGCCUUGACGGCCUGGGGCAGGUGGUGACCUGUGACCCCGAAUUCGGGCUCGUGUGCAAGAACCAGGACCAGGCCGGAGGGGGUGGUUUGUGCCUCAACUACGAGAUCCGGGUGAUGUGUUGUGAGCCCCAUCAGGCCUGCUCCUCUCCCUCCCCCCCAGGGGGGUCUGCGCCCACCCCCCACCUCACUCCUCCACCUGGGACUCCCACCGCCACCUGCUUCUGCCACGUGUUUAGGAAGUUGCAUCCACAGGGGAGCCUGGUGUACAACCGGACGGACGGUUCCGGGCACUGCUACCUGGCCAUCUGUGGGGCCGACUGUGCCAUCGAGAGGGUGGCGCUGCCAUGCCACUCCACAGGGCCCGCAUCCUCCUCUCUGGACGUGGCUGCCCCGGAGACCCCGACCUCCUCCGUGACCCCGACAACGUCCAUGGCCCUGACCGCCACCACUGCCACCUCCGCCACUCCCAAGGCCCCAACCUUUACUGCUGCUGAGACCUCAACUUCUGCCUCCGCCUGGCCCCCAACCCCUGCCCCUGCUGGGACCCCAACCAUCCUUGGGACCCCACCCCCCACCCCCAUCAGGCUCCCAACCCCUGCCGCGGUCGGGCCCCUGACCUCUGCCACCCCUAAGGCCCCAAUCUCCACCCUCACUGGGACCCCAACUUCCAUCGCUGCUGGAACCCCGAACUCUGCCACUGUUGGGACUCCAACUUUUGGCACCGCCGCCACCACCACCACCAUCGCCACCGGCUGCAACAACAUCUUCCCGGCCCGGAAGAGAGGAGAGAGCUGGCCUGUGAGCGCUUGCCAGACGGCCACCUGCAAGGGCGACAACGUGGUGACCCUGACGCCCCUGCCGUGCCCUCCCACCGAGCCCAUCCGCUGUGCCAGCGGGUACCCACCCCUUGAAGUGCUCGGGGAUGACGGCUGCUGCUUCCGCUACGAGUGCCCGUGUGUCUGCUCUGGCUGGGGAGACCCCCACUACAUCACCUUUGACGGCGUCUACUACACGUUCCUGGACAACUGCACUUACGUGUUGGUGCAGGAAAUCCAGCCCAAGUGGGGUCCCUUCCGUGUGCUGGUGGACAACUCAUUCUGCAGUGCCCGGGAUGGCUUCUCUUGCCCCCACACCCUCAUCAUCCAGUACAAGGCCAACACCAUCAUCCUGACCAGUGGGCCGGGCCGCGGGCUGACCGCCAACAAGAUCAUCUUCAACAACAAGACCGUGUCCCCUGGCUACCACUGGGAUGGAGUCGCCAUUUCCUCCGCCGGGGUGAAGGUGAUAGUGUCCAUCCCAGCCCUUGGAGCGCACAUUAUGUUCAGCAGUCUGAUCUUCUCCAUCGAACUGCCCUUCAGCAAAUUCGGCCACAACACGGAAGGCCAGUGUGGCACGUGCAGCAACAACCAAACGGAUGAGUGUCGGCAGCCGGACGGGAAGACAUCGCGGUCGUGCUCAUCGAUGGCCGCCCUCUGGAAGCACAGCAGCAGCCGGGGGUCCCCCUGUCUGCUCCACCCGGGGCCCGUGCCCACCUCCCAGCCCUGCUCGGGACCCUCGCCCACCUGCCAGCUCAUCCUCAGCCAGGUCUUCUCCCCAUGCCACGGGGCCGUCCCACCGGGGCCCUUCCUGGAGGGCUGCGUGUUCGACGAGUGCCACGGCAUGGACCCCCGAGUGGGCUGCUUGGCCCUGGAGCUGUACGCUGCCCGGUGCGCUGUCCGGGGCAUCUGCGUUCCCUGGAGGGACCAGGCCAAGGACCAGUGUCCCUUCUGGUGCCCAGACGACAAGGUGUACCAGCCGUGCGGCCCCGUCAACCCUCCGUCAUGCCAGUCUUCGGGUCAGAGAGCCGACAACCCCUAUCUGCCUCCGCAGGCCGGUGCCCAGCGGCCUGCCCCCGUGACAGAGGGCUGCUUCUGCCCGCCUGGCACCCAGCUGCUCAGUGCCAAGGGGGGGCACUGCACCCCUUCCUGCGCUCUGUGCUGGGACGCCCAGGGAAAGCCGGUCCCGGUCGGGAAGACCUGGACGGUCGCGUGCAAGGAGUGUACGUGUGACGGUGCCACCCUGAGAGUGACCUGCUCCCCGCGGGUCUGCCCACCCCACGACCCCCUCACCUGCCAAGGCCCGGGGCGUGCCCUGCUGCCCGCGCUCAACCAGGAGGACGCCUGCUGCCCCCAGUACCAGUGCUUUCCUGGAUGUACCGUCAAUGGCACAUUCUACCAGCCUGGAGCGGGGGUCCCCGGGGGAGCCUGCGAGCGCUGCAGCUGCGAUCAGGACCACGUGGUCCGGUGUCGGCCCAUCUCCUGCGACAUCUCCUGCCCGGAGGGCUUCGAGUACCGAGCCAGGAGCGGGCACUGCUGCGGCUCUUGCCACCACGUGGCAUGCUCCCUGAAGGCGCAGAACGGCUCCCUCCACCUGCUCCAGCCGGGGGACGUCUGGUCCGACCCCGGAAACGGCUGCGUCAAGUAUCGCUGUGAAAAGGUGCACAACCAGCUAGUUCUGGUGACCGAGAAGAUGGUGUGCCCGACCUUUGACCCCAACACCUGCCCUCUCGAGAGCGUGACCACGACCGAAGACGGCUGCUGUCAGAUCUGUUCGCCCCACAGACAGGACCGAUGCGCCGUCCAGAAACUGACCCUGCCGGUCACCCAGCACGGAUGCCGGGCCGCCACCCCCGUGGACUUCACCUUCUGCAAGGGCAGCUGCAAGGAUACGGCCUCCAUCAGGUACUCCCUGGAUGCUCUCACCAUCCUCAGGCAGUGCAUUUGCUGCCAAGAGCAGGAGACAGAGCAGCGGAACGUGGCCCUUCACUGCCCCGACGGGUCCAGCCAGACCUACUCCUACAUUUACGUCAGGGCCUGCACUUGCGUCCAGGCCUCCUGCCACGCACCUCCACCCGCGCCUGCCCUGGCCCGAGCCCCACGUGCGGAGGUUGGUCAUUCAUUGGAGGAAGAAGACGAGGAGGAGGAGGAGGAGGAGGAGGGCUUCCACUGACGCCUGGUCCAAGCUCAAAGGCAUCUUCCCAUUUCUUUUUCGGGCCUUCAGGACAUCUCUCUGCGCUCCCCGGCUUCUUUUCUGCUUCCUUGAGCCCCCUCAGCAUCUCCUGGCAAAAUCCUCUGAGGGUCACCCGGCCCGGAUCAGAAUUCAUUCAUUCAUUCCUUCAAUCACAUUUAUUGAGCGCCUACUGGGUGCAAAGCA
This is a messenger RNA of Tachyglossus aculeatus (Australian echidna), 9282 nucleotides long. Its product is annotated as mucin-5AC-like. Gene Ontology annotation, molecular function: protein binding. NCBI's taxonomy places the organism in Eukaryota, Metazoa, Chordata, Mammalia, Monotremata, Tachyglossidae. Gene Ontology annotation, cellular component: extracellular matrix. The record is from RefSeq and is a predicted model, not a curated record.